CCCUGUUACGACCGCGGACAGACAGAAGCAAGUGGACCGGUUUGAAGCUAAGCUAAUUUAGUCAAUUUACAGCUUAUCAAAUUAGAUUUUUGCAUUUGUUUCAGAAAGAAAACACACGCGCGUCUGUUUUCGAAAAAUAAAAGCUAUCUGUAGAUAUUUUUGCUUUGAGGCUAACACGCGGAAUUGGACAUUUAUUUUGAUAAACCGCUUCUGUCCUGCUAGUUGAAUCGGCGGCGGGUAGGCGCCACUUCUGUUUGACAACAGCGCGAUUCCCUCACCCCGGUCUUGUUGUUGUUCGUAGCGGCGCGGCGUACGAGCUAAUUUCCCUUAGCUGCAAGCAGCGAAGAAGAAAACUCUCGCAUCGAUUUUAAAAGCAGUCGGCAUGGCAGAAUUUCUCGAAGACCCGUCGGUCCUCACCAAAGAUAAACUGAAGAAUGAGCUCACAGCGAACAACGUGCCGCUUCCCAGCGGAGAGCACAAGAAAGAAGUGUACGUGCAGUUGUAUCUGAAGAACUUGACCAUACUGAACAACAAGAAGAGUCCGCCUGCAGACACCUUCUCCAGCGACGAAGAGUUACCCGCUCCCGUGGUGUCCAACAAAAGUCGCUCUGGAAGAAAAGCCACCAAAAAGACAGAUAAGCCUCGCACAGAGGAGGUGGAGGUGACAGAGCUCACUGAUGAAGAUUUAAGACAACAGCUGGCGAAGCACGGAGUGGACUCAGGACCCAUUGUUGUGUCUACCCGUAAGUUGUAUGAGAAGAAGUUGCAGAAGCUUCUGGACCAGCCCCCAGCAGAACCUGAAGCUCCUACUGAUGUCACAGCUCUCCCCAAGGUGGACAGUAACCAGAACGGCAACACAAAUUCUGACCAGUACAGUGACAAAGAAGAUGAGGAGCUCGCCACCCCUGAACCAGAGCCAAUUCCUGUGGUGGAGAAGCCUGUGAGGAGCAGAGGGAAAACACCAGUCACCCUCAGAACCAGCAGCAGACGACAAGUUAAGGUAGUGGAGGAAAUUACUGUUGAGGAGACUCCUAAGAAGGCCAGCAAGAGUGUUGUUGAAGAUAUCCUUGCCAAUGAAAUAAGCACACCAACAGGCCUCAGUGCAUCCUGCAGGCGUCCGAUCAGAGGCGCAGCCGGUCGACCGGUAAAACCAAGUGAAUACUGGUUGGACGAGUCCCGUGUCCAACAGAGCAUCCACACAGAGAGCCGCACUUAUUCUGAGUCUUUCUCACGGCCGCACAUCACCUCAAGCAAAGCACCAGUCCGACGAGGCUUCUUGUCCCUGUUGCUCAAGCUCCUGCUCCUUGUUUUGGUUUGUGGUUCUCUCUACUAUGUUUACCAGAACCUUGAUUCUGAUCAGAUCAACACCAUCAAAGGCUCCCUUGACAGCGUCAUCGUCCCACUCCAAGGAGCUGUGGAGAAGGCAGCCACCUACCUGGGCAUCAGCAGCAGCAGCAGUGCUGUAGAGCACACCGGCAACUAAAGACCAUCAGCAGUUCCUCACCAUGCCCACGCAACCUACCACAGCACACCACAACUCAAGCAGAAAACUUGGCCCCUCUCUUCUCUUUUCUCUUCGUGUUCGGACAAAGGACACAGAUUGAAUUGGACCGCUAAGCUCUCUCCUCACUGAACUCCAGCUUUCCUCCCACCACAAGAGGGAGGUGUACUCAAGCAGUAGCUUCUGGAUAACACUGUUUUUGUGGCAGUCAGAAGAGACUAAUUUUAUUGUUGAUUUUAAUCUGUGAAUUGUUUGUGUCAUUGUGUGUAUUUAACCCUUAUAUGUAGAAACAAGUGCAGAACGGAGAGGCCAGUUUUAUCCGUGCAUGGUUGUAGUUGUUUUUCAUACUGUAGUUUUUGUCUGACGCUCUGUGCCAGGUGUUUUUCUGAUGGUGAAGUGCCUGGACACUGUUAGCACUUAGUGCCCUCCCUUUAUUUUUGUCAAGCACAAGGCAGAGCUUCUACUAAUACCAGAAUGUCUAUGUGUGUUUCUGUAUGAAUUUCAACAUUUGCUCUGUAGCUAUAGCGUAGGUAGGUAGAGUGAUUCAUUAUUUCUCUGGUGCUCAGGUUGAUUCAGCUCAAACUCUUAACUGUGGUCUGUGCUGGGAGGAGACACGUGGUGUAAUCAGGUUACGUCACUGCAUGAGGAAAAUCGGCCCACAUUUCAUUUGUUUAAAUUUUACUUUUUCAGUCGCUGAUCACAGCUCAAAUGAUCAUGAUUUAAAAUGAUUCUGUCACUAUGUCGUGUUACUAUGAUUUAAAUGUCAAUGGAUUAAGGUUGAACAUUAACUGUACUUUUGACAUUUUUAACAACAUUGUCAUCAAUUUGGAAACAAAAUACUGAAUGAAAAAGCCGUUAGUAUUGACUAUCUAGCGUUUACAAAUACUCUGAGGAAAUUAAAGCUGCAGAGCUCGAUCAUAGAUUACAGGUUUUGUUUUUCCUCCCCAUGUACUCAUUGAGUUUACAUGUGUUGGGUUUUAGUGCUCCAUUGUGCUUUGAUAUAUAUUUUUUUAAAAUUUGUUUUAUUGUUAGAUUUCUGAUCCUUCAGUCCUACACACAGGACUGGCUGUCGCAGUGCACCCACAUAGCCCACCUCACCGACUGUAUGUGUCCAGACCGGGCAGAUCUGCAGAGAAGACACAUGGAGAAAAUUAGUCCUUUUGAAGCAGUUGACACAUAUAUUCGCAACAGCAUUGUGCUCCUGCUUGAGUGAAAUUUACACGUAAAGACACUCUGAGUGGGGUUAUUUACCCGCUCGGAGAAAAGGUGCAUUCACUGGAGGUGUGGGAUGACUUCCAGGUGGUUUUGUUUCUAUUUUGAUAUUUUUCUAAAGUGGCAUAUUCAACUUUUUAUAGCACAUUUUGAAGCAAUAUGUAAUCCAUGCAAGUAAUACUGUAUCUUAAUCUGAAUCUUGCUGGCUUAACACAAAUUAUUUCUCGUCAGGCAGCUCUCCCACAACGGACAGAAAGACAGGGGUUAUGUGGGUAAGGAUUUUUAAUCUGUUUAUUUAUGAUAAUGUAGGCAGUGUAUCAUAAAAUAAACUUGGUUGUGACCAGA
Molecule: messenger RNA, 3058 nt
Organism: Mugil cephalus (flathead mullet)
Lineage: Eukaryota; Metazoa; Chordata; Actinopteri; Mugiliformes; Mugilidae
Gene: tmpob
Product: thymopoietin b
Exons: 6
Coding region: 383-1483 (366 amino acids)
Molecular function (GO): DNA binding
Source: RefSeq, a predicted model, not a curated record